Molecule: messenger RNA, 6085 nt
Organism: Nilaparvata lugens (brown planthopper)
Lineage: Eukaryota; Metazoa; Arthropoda; Insecta; Hemiptera; Delphacidae
Gene: Mitf
Product: transcription factor E3
Biological process (GO): regulation of transcription by RNA polymerase II
Cellular component (GO): nucleus
Molecular function (GO): protein dimerization activity; RNA polymerase II cis-regulatory region sequence-specific DNA binding; DNA-binding transcription factor activity, RNA polymerase II-specific
Source: RefSeq, a predicted model, not a curated record
GUUCAGUGUUAGACAAACUUUGUGACAUCACCGUGUCUUCGAUCCGAUUCUGGGGUCUGAGUGAUCUGAAAUCAUUCGAGUGAUAAUCGAACAAUAGUUAUAUAGUGUGAUAAUCGACAUGCUGCUCUCAAUGUGUCUCUAUAGAAGAGUUUGUGCAAAAUACAAUCCAAUCCCCAAAUUUCUUAUUCCUGUUUUCACACACUAUCCUUCAAGCAACGUGCCUACCGUAUAACCUAUCAGUCUUUAGAAACUUUACCUUUUAUUCAGUUAAUGGUUUCAAAUUUUUGGUGUUGAAUUAUUGUGGACAAAAUACUUAUGUGAGGACUUUGAGUGAGAAUGGCUGAAGCCAAUGAUUUACCAGUGUGCAUUCAUGUCGGCAUUGGGAUCGAUGAUGACCUGAGGCUGAUUCUUGACAUGGACCCCUCUUUAAUGGACCUACCUCCUCAAAAAGACCUCAUCAGUUCUCCUGCUGUCAUAAGUCCUCCAACAUUCAAGACUUCUACUUCUACGUCACGAACAAAUUUGAAACUUCAGUUGAUGAGAGAACAACAACAACAACAGGAGAAAAGAGCUGCGCUUGCAAAAUCCGAAGUCAGAAAACAUAAUAACUGUAAUACAACAGCUAUACCUCAAACUCUAAAACACGCAGACCUACCUGGUUUUGGACUUCAAGUGCCACAAAAAGUCUUACGGGUUCAAACUGCACUUGAAAACCCUACUCGCUAUCAUGUCAUGCAAAAACAGAAGAACCAGGUGCGUCAAUUCAUUACUGAAACCAUGCAGAAUCCCAACGUUAUGCAAAUGGAAACAAAUGCAAGAGAUAACAUCGAAAAAUCGGUACUUAAGCCACCAAUUCCACCCCCUAUGAUCAGCGCACAACAACCUCAGAUUAGUUCAAGACUUGGGAACGUGCCGUUAACGUACAGUGGUGGUCAAAGCAAUCAAUUAUUGGGCCUAAUGUGUGAUAGACAUCACAAUGAAUUCGCGCCAAAUAAAAUAGUCCGCUCUCCUGUUGGAAAUCACCAUUUGUCUCAUACAAGCACUGCUAGUUCAGAAUCAGCCAUCAGUUCAAUAGCUACAACUCCAUCAGAGGUUCAAAAUGAAUACGAGGUUUCCAUGAUCCAGCCUUCACAGAAGCGUUUUACACCACUGCAACCCAUGAUGGAUAGUUCACUGGACCUGGAAGCAGAUAACACCAAUAAGCCGUCCAGAAAAGUGCUUACAAAUAAUGAUGCGAGUCCAGAAUCAGCUAUUAGUUCGAUUGCUACAAGCCCUUCUGAGGCGGAGGAGUUCUUCGAAGAUUUUCUAUCAAAUGUCGGAAACUCGAUAAAUCCUGAAAAUCUCAAAACAUCGCAAUCUUUGACUCUACCCGAUCUUGAUGCGGAUAACACAGAAAUGUACAUUGACCACCUGAUCUCGCUGAACUCGGGAUCCUCCGCCCCGGAUCCAAUCAAAGCCGAGCCUCCUCAAUACUCGGAAGCCGACCUUCAUGCCUUGGCAAAGGACCGUCAGAAAAAAGAUAAUCACAACAUGAUUGAACGAAGGAGAAGGUUCAACAUAAAUGAUCGUAUCAAGGAGCUUGGAACGCUUCUACCAAAGAACAAUGAACAGUAUUUUGAGGUAGUGAGGGACUUCCGACCCAAUAAAGGAACGAUUCUAAAAUCUUCUGUUGAGUAUAUAAAAGCUCUGAAGCAAGAAGUCCAAAAACUGAAGCAAAUGCAAUUUAAAACCGUAGAGCUUGAGACUGAAAACGAGAUACUUUGUAGUCGUGUAAAGAUGCUGGAGAACUUGGCAAAAUCACAUGGUCUUCCUUUACCUGAAUACUCGUGGCAGACCUCUUCAGAGAGUAUUUCAAGCACUUCAUUCCUGAAGAAUAGCCUGGCAGCGUUGCGAAAGAGCACGGACUUGCUGUCUGAACUGAAUCCCCUGUCUUCGGUGGAUGAUUUGAUGGACGACGAACAUGGAGUGGUCAUGAGUGGGGGAGACGAUCCCAUGCUCAGCUCCAGUUCCCCCCUGCCCCACCUGCCUCUCCCGCCCUCCCCCCUGUCGUCGGACAUCGAUAUGAUGGUGCCCCCCGAUCACUUAUAAUUAACAACUUAUUGACAUUCAUGUUACCUGGGCUAGUUCGAGUUGUUCAUCCAAAGUAUUAUGUUCUCGAAAAUUUGCCAGAGUCUUCUGUGAAGAUGACUAGGAAAUUUAUUCAUACUAUUUUCAAUUAUUAUUAUUAUUAUUAUAAGAACCACGAGAUUGUUCCAGAGUCUAUUUUAAACACUAUUUUCGAUUAUUAGUCAUAAGACAGUGCUCCAAAGUAAAAAUAUUAUUGGAUUUCAAAAUUAUCAUUGUUGUGUCAUUCAAAAUAUUACAUAAAUAGUUGGCGUUUCAGGUUUAUAAGAACCACGAGAGUCUAUUUUAAACACUAUUUUCAUUUAUUAGUCAUAAGACAGUGCUCCGGAGUGAAAAAUAUUAUUGGAUUUCAAAAUUAUGAUUCUUGUGUCAUUCAAAAUAGUAGAUAAAAAUAGUUGGCGUUUCAUGUUUGACCACAUUUUGAAUAGAUUCAAUCUAUUUUGGAUUAUUAUAAAAAUCAUGAGAUAGUUUAUUAUUUCAACACUCAUAAUUCAUUUCAAACUAUCGAUUGGAAUUAUUUUCAUUGAUAAAAAUCAUAGGAGUGUGCUGCUCCUUAGUUGAAAUAUUAUGCAAGUUUCAAGUAUAUGGUAACACUCAGAAUAAUUACACCAAAUUCAUUCAUAACUAUAUUGAGUUGAAUUAUUUUUAAUUAUUAAAAUUGAGAGCUGCUAAAAUAGAGCGCUCCUGAUAUACCAAAAUGAUCACAAUAAGAAUAUUUGCAAUGUAUUUUUAACUAUUUUCAAUGAUUAGUCAUAAAAGUGCUUCAGUGUGAAAAUAUAAUUGGAUUUUAUAUGAUUGUGGUGUCAUUGAAUAUAGUUAAUUUUAUCCAUUUCAAAAUGUUGUAAUGAUAAUGUUUGAUAAAUUAAUAUAAACAUAAUAAUAUUUCAGAGUAAACAUAUCAUUUGAGUUACAAAUAUGGCCAAAUUGAAAAUACGUAGGUACGUAGGUUGAAUUCAUUUUCAACUAUAGAUUUAAGUAAUUUCCGUUCAAAAUGUCUGAAAUUAAAGAGAGAAUGAAUGAUUGAUCCAUUAAUGAAUCAAUAAAUAUUGUAUCAUGUUAUCAUCCAUAUUUUAUCAUAUUUGAUUCAAGUUAUCAUAUAUAUCAUCAAUUUAAUCAUUUUUAAAAGUAGCCUAUUGUGAGAAACUUGAAAGUUUUAAUAAAUUUUUUAAAUUAUAUUCCAUAUUUCUGCCAUAAACUAGAGGCUACUCUACUUUCAUUUAUUGCACCUCCAAUGUUCUACAAUGAAUUUUCAAUGUUUUGGUAGUCAAUAAAAACUUCAAAUAACUUUAAUUUAAUCAGUUUUCAUGGAAUUAUAAAAAACAAAUAAAAAUUAUUCAUUUCUGUACGGUAUAAAUACAAUAGCAAGAAAUACAUGUCAAUCACAGUCGUCAAACCAUUGUUUGUACUAAAAUGAAAAUCAAGAUUUAAAAUUCUACAAUUCCGGUACUCUUUAGUAUUACAUGAUUACAUAUUGAUCCAUCUCUUUUUCACUGUUGAAUACAAAAUUUAUUUGAACAAACUUUGUAAUUAUUUUUCGGAUUUGAAGUUUAAUUCAAUCGAUAAAAUUUGCGAGUAUCACUUGGAAAAAUUGCUGUGAAAAACGAAUACUUCUAACAUCAUCUUCAGAAGUAAACAUGUAGGAAUUUAUUUGUAGUUCAAAUCUUCAGCCAUAGUUUAAUUACAAUAAGCAAUAUUUGAGGCCUUAAAAAUGUAUAAGAUUUUUCAUAAAAGCAAUGAAAUGUAUGUUUUGUAUAGUUAACAAUAAAUGACUUUAUAGCCUGUUGUGAGUUCAAAAUCCUAUGAUAAUUAUGUAUGAUUUUAAAAGGUAGUUUGAUUCUAUUAUAUCGUCUUCUGGAGUUCCAUUUUUCUGAAAAAUCGGCUCCGUGCAACACAUGAAUCAGAUGGGGCAGUCAAACCAUACAAUAUUCACAAAUCUCGUCGUUGGUGGAAGAAGUCAGAAAUCAAAUGUAGGAAACAUAAAAAUAAUAACACUAUGAUUUAUUAUUUAAAAUAAUUUUGAAUACCUACCUAACUCAAAAGAAUUUUAUUGAAGCCAAUAUUAGACUAUUAUUCAUAUUAAGACCUUAGCCUUUUUAUUCUUGUAAAUUGGAUAUUGGAUUCAGAUUGAUCGAAUUUAUUAUUAUGCUUGUAAAAAAUAUCCCUUUUUCUAUUUAAUUUGUGAAAUCCUGGGUUUUUAAUAAUCAUCUACUUGAUGAUCUUGGUUUCCUUUUACAGUUACAGAAGAGAAUAUUUUUUGUGGAAUUUCUUUAAAAAGUUGUGAAUAGGACAUUCAAAUCAAAUCUCCAAACCACUACUAUAAUUAGAAAGAUGUAACAUAGUGUGAUAAUAAAUAUAGGUUGAAGGAAAUAAUAACUUUUCUCUUCAUGGCUACUAAAAUUAUUGGAACAGAAUAAAAGUUAUCAUGUACGACUGAGUCAUUGUCAAUAUUGUAGAACCGUUCCAUAAUUGAAUAAAAGCACACAUAUGUUGUCAAAUUCUACACUGUUUUAUUCGGUACACGACCAUGGUUUCGUGAAAACUUGUCAACUUGAAAAUGUGACCGGUGUGGUCACGAAACCAUGGUCGUGUACCGAAUAAAACUGUUUAGAAUUUGACAACAUAUGUGUGUUUUUAUUCAGUUAUCAUGUACCUUUUUCUAUAUUAUUGGAAUAAAACUCUAAUUUCAAUAAUUAUUUAAUUUUAUUGAAAUACAAAAGGGUAUUAUUGAUGAAUUUCAUUGUGUUUCAAGUUGAGUAAAUGUAUACCUGAAUGACAUUUCAAUCAAAUCAAUAUUUCCACCAUUCAUGGUGAUUGGACAGAAUAUACUUUUCCAUUUUUUACCAAUAUCACACUACUCUAAUAAUUUUCAACUGGUUACUAAAUUGUUAUAACUCACUCAUGUUUUACUUUUCUCAGGUACUUUCUCAGUUCAGUUUGACUGCCCAAUUCUGUAUGAUGAUAUAACUCUAUUGACAAUAAUUGAUUUAUUGGAUGAACAAAUUAUAUUAUUUAUCAAUAAUAUUGCACUUUAUAUAAUGAUUAUAUUGACAACAAGUGUAAAAUGUGAAUUAUAUAUUGAGCAGUCGAUUCCCACAACUGAGAGACAAGCAAUAAACAACAAGCAAUAUCAAUAAAAAUUGAAUUGGACAUUGAAACUGAAAUUCUAACGUUAUAAUAAUUAUUUUAUAAUAUAAUUUUUAAUAUGUCUUACACUUUAUCUCAAAAGCAUGCAUAUGCAUGUUUCUCUAUCCUUAUGUAUAGCAUUUUCAAAAUAAACGUCUCAGAAUAUUUUUGGACAAUUGAUAUCUAAAUUUGGGAAAGUAACAGUUUUGAGCUUUAAGCCUGUUGUUCCUUUCCCAAUCAUUCAUAGUUUAGAAUGAUAUUGUAUGCAUCAAUGUACAAAUAAAUAAAUAAAUAUUAUAUGAUGAAGGAUUGGGACAUAAUGGGUUCACUACUGUACCACAUGUCACGGUGUGAGCUAUUUUAGAACAAAUUUCCUAUGGCUCUUAGAAUCGAUUGCAUUGUUGAGAAAAGUUUUAAUUGAGUUACUAGCAACUCUGGUAAUAAAACCUAUUAUUGCGCUAGACAUAAGCAUUUGAUAAAGUGUGGUACUGAAAAUAAACAGGAAUGCAGUACCUACUUAAAUAAUUUGAAUUAUGUGAUUUCUCACUUACAGAGCAAUCUCUUGUAAUCCACACACCCAAAAAUAAGCAAUAUCUUGAGAUAAAAUGAUUGUAAUGAAAUAGAAUUGAUCGAUGUGUCUUACAUUAUAAAUGAAUAUUGAAUUAGCAUAUUUUAUACUUAUAUUAUGAAAAAUUUGUUUGAAAAUGAUAUUAAUUAGUUACCUCAUUGUUAUCGAAAUUUCAAAAACUUUUAUGUUGUAGUUAGAAGUGAAAUUUGUAUAGGAGUUUAGUGAUAUGCUAUUCUUAAUCGUUUAAUAAAACACUUUGUUGAAUUGAAA